Penicillium nucicola is the source of this 480-nucleotide messenger RNA. RefSeq lists its product as uncharacterized. The transcript is spliced from 2 exons. The annotation marks the transcript as partial. The record is from RefSeq and is a predicted model, not a curated record. NCBI's taxonomy places the organism in Eukaryota, Fungi, Ascomycota, Eurotiomycetes, Eurotiales, Aspergillaceae.
AUGGAUUUCACAGCCCUCCACCAGUUGCAAUCUCCCGGCAUAGUAUUCAUUCUCUUCUCUUCACUUCACUUCUUUUCAUGCCAUUCCGUCAUAUUCAUAUUUAUCUAUUGGAACGUGGGGAAACUAAACAUCGAACCUCGGCACGUUAGACCUACUCGCCACCGAAUCGCCCAUCGCCACCGCAACAAUAACCAGCAUAAUGAUAAUGAGAAUGAGCAUAAUGACGACGAUAUCUCUGGCGAUGAAUACGGCGGGAAUAUACUUCCAUUUCCAAAAGGGAUCGAUCAUGAAGUUCCGCGUUGGAGUGCGGCUUUCUCGAUGUUCUCGGAGAUGCGCCGAUUGUUGGCUCCCCUUUCGCCCGAAAGUGAGGGAGAGAGUGAUGAGUCGCAGGAUAUCAAUGUAAUGGAGGGGGAGAUGGAGGAGAUGGGAAUGAGGACAAAGGGCAUGCUUCGCUUGGGCUUGGAUCUGGGUCUGGGUCUG